Exophiala oligosperma is the source of this 1629-nucleotide messenger RNA. RefSeq lists its product as uncharacterized. The record is from RefSeq and is a predicted model, not a curated record. NCBI's taxonomy places the organism in Eukaryota, Fungi, Ascomycota, Eurotiomycetes, Chaetothyriales, Herpotrichiellaceae. Bases 1 to 1629 code for a protein of 542 amino acids. The transcript has a single exon.
AUGUCACCUUCAAGUCAGCCGAAGCGAGAACUCCAUUUUGUCACCGUGUCGUCCAUCAGGUCAGCCUCGAGUACAAGUCCAGAUCCAAAGCAACGGAAGUCACUGCGCUCCUUUGUGAUGCAAGACUACCUGAGACAGAAGAAUGAUCCUAAUUGGCAUUUCGCUCCAGCAAAGGUAGACACCCAAAUCAGCUCACAUAUUUAUCGAUUCCGCAGCUCCAGGCCAGCAUCAUCAUCAUCCCCGGACAGGAAAAGGACGGCCAAAGCGAGGAGGCCACGGGAAGCCCAUGCUGCCUCAAGACAACCGAGACGGUUGCUCCCCGCGGGUGCUCAGUCUACACAGACUGGACAAUCUAAAGUUCGAGACGUUGUCCAGAGUCCCCGAUCACACUCACGUCUUCAUGACCUCGACAUGCUCGACCCCUUUCAGACGUUAUCGAUCGAUCUUUCCGACCCCGACACGGUGGACCUCCUUCAAUACUACCACAGUUCGUUCUGGGCCAACUCCUAUGCUUGCAACCCUGAAGGGCGUUGGAUCUCAAUCGCCCUGAUGGAUCCAGCCAUCAUCCACGCCACACUUUGCUUGGUGGCCAUCCACAGGAGAGACAUCUUCUCGAUCAGUCUCUCCAAGGACUAUUUCAACCAUCGCGGCCUCGCAAUGAAAAUCGUCGCUGGGCGACUCAAUGACCCAGCCCAGGCCGUGAGUGACGCCACCGUUGGCGCCGUUGCUAUUCUCUCAAGCUCAGAUCAUCACUUUGAAUGGCCGGACGACGUGCAAGAAACACACGCGGUCGGCUUGGCCGAGUUGGUGGCUUUACGGGGCGGCAUCGAGAAGUUGACCUCGAACAGACACGUUCAGCGAGUUACUGGUUGGGCAGACCUCCUACAAUGCGCCAUGCAUGGAACGAAGUUGCGAAUGAAGCUUCCGUCAAAUCUCGGCAACGCUUCGCCUGUGGACGUCGAGGCCGAACAUGACAGGAUCUCCACACAACGUGUUCCUGGUCUCGUCUUGUCUGGAAUGCACCCUCGUCUCGCCUCCAUCCUGGGUCUCCUUCGCCGUCUCGCGGCUUUAAAGGCUGAUCUCCUCGACAAGCGCAGUAUGGACCUCUGUCAAUCCUUUAGCGACUUGCUCUGGAAGCUUGAAUACACUAUUCUGGAGAAGCAGGACCAGACUGGUCGUGAAGAUCCCACAGAGUCCUCCCUGGUCCAUGUCGGGCACGAGCUCUGCGACUCUGUGGGGCGUGCGGCACUUAUAAUGUCGUACUCUCACCUACGAGAUUUGGCGGCACCGAUACUCUACGACAAACUAAGUGCACGCUUGAGGAGCACGCUGUCCACAGCCACCUCACAGACUUAUGCGCGCGGGCUCCUCGUCGACAGUGAACUUGCCGUGCUGCUGUGGGUGUUGAAUUUAGGACUGCGAGGCUCGAAGCGAAACCUCGGUGACAAACUUUGGUUUGCAGGGGAGAUGGCCAGAGUGUGCUGGAACAACGGUGUUCUCUCGCUGCCUGAUUUGCACGAAAGAACCCAGAGUGUCGUGCCACAAGCACAAGAGGCUCUGGACAUGACGGAGCGAAAUUGGAGAAUGGUGGAAAGUCUGAUAUGGUUAGAGAGCGAGGAAACAUGGUGA